CGGAGAGGGAGUGCUCGAUGGCAGUCUUCUCCGUACUCGGUGCAGCUGGAACACAAGUAGACUAGAAAGUUAGGCAGAACUAGGGCUUCCGUCCCCAGGACGAGCGCGGGAAGAGACUAAGGGGAGAGUCGCCACCAGUUUUACCCUUAGAAAAGUAGCCAACUGCCUUCCUCAUUGUCGGAGAUGUCUGGAGGGAGUACCCGGCGGAGAACUGGCUCCCCCUGGCACAGCAAUUUCUCUCGGCUUUUCACGAGAAGUUCUUCCAAGGAACAGGAAGAAGAGAGCAAAAUAGCCCCUGAACUGCACUGCGCACGCAGUUUUGAAAUUAAGGAAGAUGAAUCUACAAAUGUGAUCUUUCCAAGAAAAGAAAGCAGUCCUCUUCCAGAAUUGUCAAAGAUUUCAGUCUGUAAAAAUAAGGAUUUAUCUACAGAAGACCUGAAUAGAUCUACCACUCAGGAGGAAUUAAAGAAAGCAAAUAGUCUUCCUAGUUUGAUUCAUGAAAGCAAAGCAAACAAUAACAAUAAACCAUCUAAAGAAGGAUUUUUCCAAUAUCUUGGGAGUUUAUUUGGUAUUUCUUCUAAAUCAUCAUACAAAGAAAAAGAACCUUCUAAUCUUGGAGAUGGACAUUGCAAAACUAAAAAAGGCUUUGCAAGUCAAGGUAGACAUCAAGACAGUGGACACACUGAGCAUCUCAAAUCAGAAAUAUUUGUCAUUUCAAAUUUUGGAACUGAACAGAAAGUAUCAAAUGAAGAUGAAGACAUUAACUUAAGAAUUAGAUCUAGUCCACAAAAUUUACAGAAAACUCAGGAGCAAUCUGCUGAAAUAGCCAAGUAAGUUCAAAUAUAAUAUCUAAAUAACCACUUCCAUUUGAGCUCAUAGGAUCAUAAAAAUUUUGUUCAGUUUUAUGUAUAUUGAGCAAUGCUUACUAUACUGUAGGUUUAGAUAAGAUAGUUCUCAACCUGUAUGACCUAUUUGUUUUUGCUUAAAGAUUCAUCAGUGAGAGACUGAUGCAAAAGACAUAGUCUUAUAUGUAAGAGUUUUGAGUUCACAAAAUUAAAAACUAUGA
Molecule: messenger RNA, 1066 nt
Organism: Candoia aspera
Lineage: Eukaryota; Metazoa; Chordata; Lepidosauria; Squamata; Candoiidae
Product: very large A-kinase anchor protein-like
Exons: 3
Coding region: 184-834 (216 amino acids)
Source: RefSeq, a predicted model, not a curated record